Messenger RNA from Meloidogyne enterolobii, 771 nucleotides. The record is from the annotation of a GenBank genome assembly. NCBI's taxonomy places the organism in Eukaryota, Metazoa, Nematoda, Chromadorea, Rhabditida, Meloidogynidae.
AUGAAUUUAAAUUUAUUAACACCUUCAUCACCUUUUGAAACAAAUUCUUUUGAAAAAUUUGCAACAUUUUCUUUAAAUUCAGUCAAAGUUUUAUUCAAUUCUUUUAUUGACUCACAUUCUGAAAUUGAUAUAAUUUGUAAAAGUGCAACCUUGGAAGAUUCUACAAAUUCUACUCAUACAGCAGAGCCUUUCAAAAAAUUACUUAAAGCGCGUCAUGAAAAGAGUUACAAUAAACAUGUUGCUUCAACAAGUUCAACAACUAAAAACAAUGAAAGCAAAAAAUUGCUUUGCGAAUUACAUAUCCAAAUGCCUCGUAAUGAAUGCCAUAUAUUUUCAUUUAUAUUAAUUAAAACACGUGUUUUUCUUCUUUUUGAAUGGAUUGAAAAGCUUAAAUUAUUUCUUUUACUUGUUAAUAAUUUAAAUUCGAAUGAAUUUUCUUCAAAAAAUGGAAUUCAUUGUCGUAGUAGUUCAACAAAAACAAUUCAACAUCAAAAACAACAAAAAUAUUUUAAGAAUAAUUUAUCACAAGCAGAAUUAACCCAUUCAUCAUUAUCCACUUCAUCUUCUUCAACAAAUAUAAUUAAUCAAAAUAAAAUUAUUUCAAUGUUUAAAAUUACUUUAAAAGAUUGUGAAUUAAUUAUAUUAGAAGAUGAAAGUAAAUGUGACAGUUUUGCUUUAAUUACAAAUUGUAGUGGUGUAAUUUUAUAUAAUGUCUAUGACGAUAAUGAACUUUAUGAUAUACAAUGUGAAAUACAGGUAAAUAUAGGUUAA